This is a messenger RNA of Naumovozyma dairenensis CBS 421, 1362 nucleotides long. RefSeq names its product Pea2p (gene PEA2). The transcript has a single exon. NCBI's taxonomy places the organism in Eukaryota, Fungi, Ascomycota, Saccharomycetes, Saccharomycetales, Saccharomycetaceae. Bases 1 to 1362 code for a protein of 453 amino acids. The record is from RefSeq and is a predicted model, not a curated record.
AUGAAUGUUAGUGAAGACCUGAAAAACAACUUACCAAGUUUGAAUUUAUUGAGAAAAGUUAACCCGGUACUCUUUUCUGAAGAAAGAUAUGACGAAUACCCGUUGAACCAUGAUGAGUUAAUCCAAUAUUUGAACACACCCUCUACUUUAAACUACCAUUCAAGACCUUUAACUAAUGUUGAUUACUCAGAUUAUUUAGUGUAUAGGAAAGGUGAUUCUAGACAUGAGAUUGAUUUUGAGAAGAAAUUAUUAAGUGAAUAUGUAUUAUUUUGGAUACAAUCGGAACAUAACAAGAAGAAGAAGAAAUGCAAAGGUCAAGAUGAAAAUAACAGUCAUUUUUCGAAGAAUAUUAAAUUAGAGGAUUUCUUGACUUUGAAGCCUUAUUCUGAAGAAUGGUAUGAUUGUGUCUUGGAUAUUUUACAAAUGGGGAAUGCCACUGAAGUGGUGGAUUUAUCAAUGUCGAAUAAGAUAUUGAGUGAAUUUGUUAAGAGCCAUAAGGUAAGAGAUUUAUCAGAAAAUGAUGAAGGUUUGGAAGAAGUCACCUCAUAUUUAUUAUCCAGUGCUAUUCAAAAUGGUAUUGAUAUAAAACCAACAAAGUUGGACAAUCCAAUUGAGUUUUUGAAGAAUGGUAUUGAUAGUAUAUUAGAAGCAAGAAAACGAGAUUUUUCAUCGGAUAAUAAUAACACUGAUUCGAAGGAAGAUAGAAACCUAGCAAAUCAAGUUGGUAGGAGCACUUCCGAGGAUUUAAAUAAGAAAAUUAAUAACAAUAACGGCAACAAUUAUGAUAGUUAUGGUGAUAAUAAUGAGAAUGCUGACGAAAAUGGAAGUAGCACAAUGGUUCGUAGUGAGAAAUUGACUGAAAUAGAAACAGCUUUUAAAGAUUUACAAUUAGCACAUAAUUUUCUAACUAAACAAUUUGAACAUGAUCGUGCUGGUUAUGUGCAAGACAUUGAAAAAUUGACACGUACAAAUAGAGAAUUACAGGAUAAAUUGUUGAAUUCGCAUUUAGUAUUAUCCAAGACUGAAAAUAAAUUACAUGAAGCGGAGAAGGAGAAAGAGGAAUUGAAAGAACAAAGUCAUAAUAAUAGCAACGACGGUUCAUUUCAUGAUUCACAAGUGCAGGCGCAACAAUUGGAAAUAAAUAUUGAUUCAUUAAAGUCGCCACUUCUAUCACCUGAAUUAUGGGGCCCUCUUUCACCAGUAAGUAUAACAAGUGCGAAUGGAUCUCAUUCUAUAUCGAUUAUGAGAAAUGAAUUUAAGAGAAUGCUUAAUGAAACACAGAGGAAAUACGAAAAGGAACUGAAUGAAGAGCGACAACUAAGGGUGAAGCUUGAAAAGGAUUUGGAAUCUUUGCGACGUUAG